AUGUAAGCAGGCUGCUAGGAGACUGGAGAGGGAGCUACUCUCUGCCUGAUUUCCAGCUCGCUGAGGUUUCUUCCACCGACCACAAUGAACAAGUUCCUGUGCUGCACGCUUGUGCUUUUGGACAUUUCUGUUGGGUGGACCAUCCAGGAUGACUCUCCCCCCAAGUACACCCAUUACGACCCAGGGACGUCUCGUCAGCUGCUGUGUGACCAAUGUCCUCCUGGAAGCUACGUCAAGCAGCACUGCACAGCCAGCAGCCCGACGCAGUGUGCCCCGUGUCCUGACCAGUACUACGCCGAGGAGUGGAACAGCAACGACGAAUGCCAGUACUGCAGCACCGUCUGCAAGGAGCUGCAGUUCGUCAGGCAGGAGUGCACCAGCAGGCAGAACCGCCUCUGCGAGUGCGUCGAAGGCAGGUACCUGGAGCUCGAGUUCUGUUUGAAGCACACCGAGUGUCCUCCCGGGUUCGGCGUUGCGCAGCCAGGUACCCCUGAGAGUGACACUGUGUGUAAGAGAUGUCCAGAAGGAUUUUUCUCCAAUGAAACAUCAUCAAAAGCGGUCUGCCUAAAGCACAGGAACUGUAGUGCACUGGGUUUCAAAAUAGCUUUGAAGGGAAAUGCAUUUCGUGACAACAUCUGUCAGGAAAAUACAGAUGCAGAUUUUUCUCAGAAAUGUGGAAUAGAUGUAACCCUGUGUGAGGAGGCUUUGUUCAGGUUUGCUGUUCCUACCCAGCUCACGCCUAACUGGCUGAACAUCCUAGCAGACAGCUUGCCUGGCACAAAGGUUAGCACAGAAAACAUCGAAAGGAUUAAAAACCGGCACGGUUCUCAAGAGCAGACCUUCCAGCUUUUGAAGUUAUGGAAGCAGCAAAACAAGGAACAGGAUAUGGGCAAAAAGAUCAUUCAAGAACUUGAUCUUUGUGAAAACAGUGUCUUAAAGCAUAUUGGCCACCUGAACCUUACCUUUGAACAUCUCAACAUACUGAUGGCAAGCUUACCAGGCAAGCAAGUAGGAAAAGAAGACAUUGAGCACACAAUGAAACUAUGUCAGCCUGCAGAGCAAGUUCUGAAGCUUCUCAAUCUGUGGAGAAUAAAGAACGGUGACCAAGACACCAUUAAAGGUUUAAUGUAUGGACUGAAGCACUUGAAAACCUACCACUUUCCAAAAAGAACCAUCCAGAGUCUGAAGAAGGUGAUUAAGUUCCUUCACAGAUUUGCCAUGUAUAGAUUACACCAGAAACGCUUUCUAGAAAUGAUAGGGAACCACAUUAAAGCAGUGAAAACCCCACGAACUAAGCAGGGUGUGAAGAUCCUCGAAUACCUCCAGAGGAGGGCAACAAAGCUGGUGAAAGGGCUGGAAGGAAUGUCCUGUGAAGAGCAGGCUACAGAUGGAUCCAGCACUCAUCAGCGUCUGCGUAAGUGA
This is a messenger RNA of Indicator indicator, 1422 nucleotides long. It is a transcript of the gene TNFRSF11B, whose product is annotated as TNF receptor superfamily member 11b. The record is from RefSeq and is a predicted model, not a curated record. Lineage: Eukaryota; Metazoa; Chordata; Aves; Piciformes; Indicatoridae. Gene Ontology annotation, biological process: signal transduction. Gene Ontology annotation, molecular function: protein binding.